Messenger RNA from Mesorhabditis belari, 255 nucleotides. The record is from the annotation of a GenBank genome assembly. NCBI's taxonomy places the organism in Eukaryota, Metazoa, Nematoda, Chromadorea, Rhabditida, Rhabditidae.
AUGCCACAAAUGAGGUACGAUUUGGUCAACUAUGACAAAGUGAAGAAUGAAUUUUUAGACGGCUUGGCUCAACAAGACUUCUUGGACGAGCCCUUCGUGAACGUCGGAGAGCUGCUCGAUAUUGAACAGUCUCUCGGCUUUCCAGCAAAGAAGUCUUGCCAGAUUUCUCAACUUAAACUCAACAGAACGACCAUCUUAGUCAAGCUAGAAGUUCUACAACUGGAUUCCAUUAAGGGUGAAAGAGCUAUAUCGGUG